AUGUCUGAAGCCAUCGUAACCUUCCAGUCUAAGCUCUCUGGAGUCAUGGAGACGGUAUUCAAGGCUGCCAUGUACGAGAUCACCAGGCUGGUGGAGGAUAGCUUCCUGAAGGAGGUGUCCCGGAGCCGGGAGCAGAUCGAAGCUGGACGAGGAAGCCGAGGGGCAAGCUCUGGAAUCUCACAGACGGGUGCGGAGACGGGGCGUGGCCUGAAGCAGGAGAAAGUACCAGGGGAGGAGUGGACCAGCUGUGGGUGCGUGGCCGGGGAAACAGCCUUCCAUGAUGUGAAGGAGGCAGAGGCCACCAGUCCUAGGAGAACAUCUGAGUCCACAGAGGUCGCAGGUCAGAAGCUGGACAGCCUGCUGAAAGAGGAGCCUCUCCACAACACUGAGCUACAGGAGAAAUGGGAGUUCUGCCUGGAUGGGGCCGAUGGUUCAGACGUCUCGGGGCCCAGUAAGAGUUUCAGUGAGCAGGAGCUGCAGCAGUGCCAGGAUGACUGGGCAUCCGGUCUAGACCAGGGGCCUGAACCACCGGGUCCCGAGGGAGACCCAGGGGACCCCACUGACCCUCUCUACCGCCCUCGUUACAGCAUGGAGGAACUGGGGGGCGGCUUUGAGAAGUCUGGUUACGGCGGUGAUGGUGAUGGAGGCCAUCGUCUAGACUUGGAAGGGCUGGAUAGUCUUCCUGGUUCCUCGUCUCGUCUGGGGGCGCUGAGCUACGGAGCUGCGGGUCACUACCAGGUGGACCUGGUGGGGUCUGAGGGGGGAGACCAUCACUCCCACAUGCCUGGCCCCCAUCGGAGCCGGAGGGAGCGGUUAGGGUUGCCAACGCGGUCCCCCCAUCUGGAGGUGGGAGACCUGAACUGCCUGUUGAUCAACGAGGAGGGGUACCUGCAGGACUCCAGUGUCUUGUACCCCGAACAUGGUGUCCCAGAGGCGGGUAACAGAGCUGACCACAGGGGGAUAACCUCCAUCCACUCUGGAAGCUCAGCCCACAACGACGACUUUGGACACUCUCUAAACCUCAGAGAUCGUUCACAAGAGCAGUUAACAGGAAGAGUGGGAGGAGGGGGGAGACGUCACGCCUGCAAUCAGUGCACCAUGACCUUCCCAGACUCUGGCUCCCUCAAGGCCCACAAGCAAACACACAAAACAGAGAGAGGGUCAAGUACAGGGUCUGGGUCUGGGCCUCCAUACUCCUGCACCCAGUGUGGUAAAACCUUCACCCAGGCCUGCAACCUCAAGGUCCACCAGCGGGUCCACCAGGCCAAGGGACUCCACCUCUGCAGCCACUGUGGCAAGGGCUUCACCUCCUUCUCCGACCUGAAGAGGCACAAGUGCAGCCAGACGACAGACAAGCCCUACUGCUGCUCCAUCUGUGGGAACAAGUUCAGUCGGCUCUGGAACCUGAAGGUGCAUCAGCGUAUUCACACGCAGGAGAAACCCCACCGCUGCACUAUGUGUGACAAGAGAUUCACGCGGGCAGACAUUUUGAAAGUGCACCUGCGCACCCACACUGGGGAGAGACCGUACUGCUGUGCUGUUUGUGGACUCAGCUUCAAAAGACUGGCCCAUCUGAAGUCACACCAGCGCAAACACAGGCCGGAACUCCUGGACUGAUUUUUUUUAUUGCUACAUUUUUUUUGUCAUAUAGCAGACACUCUAAAAACAGAGUGACUUACAAUUAGUGCAUUCAUCUUAGGAUAGCUAGGUUUAUUAUUAUUUUAUUUGACAUUGAGAACAUUUCUUGUGAUCAGUUGUUUAUUAAUAAGGACAUGUUUGCUGUGAUCUAGUGUACUAUAAAAGAGACGUCUCUCCUAUUCUUAACACUUUGCCCAGUCAUAUUCAAUGUCAGAACUACUUUUCUAGGGGUUCUGAUGCUUCUAGCCUUGAUCUGCAUUUUUAUAACAUAUCUACAAUAUUUCACUUUUUAAUGUGUAUAGUAUUUCCUACUAUGUGUUGUCUAAUGAAUUCUGUAACCACUCCCUCUUCAUAUUGAUUGGUUGAUUGGAAAAUGCUGUUCAAAAGAGGACAUUGUAUUAUCAUAUCUUUGUACUCCCUGAUGAAG
Molecule: messenger RNA, 2065 nt
Organism: Coregonus clupeaformis (lake whitefish)
Lineage: Eukaryota; Metazoa; Chordata; Actinopteri; Salmoniformes; Salmonidae
Product: zinc finger protein 2-like
Exons: 5
Coding region: 1-1617 (538 amino acids)
Biological process (GO): regulation of transcription by RNA polymerase II
Molecular function (GO): DNA-binding transcription factor activity; RNA polymerase II cis-regulatory region sequence-specific DNA binding
Source: RefSeq, a predicted model, not a curated record